Molecule: messenger RNA, 2445 nt
Organism: Oryza brachyantha (malo sina)
Lineage: Eukaryota; Viridiplantae; Streptophyta; Magnoliopsida; Poales; Poaceae
Product: serine/threonine protein phosphatase 2A 55 kDa regulatory subunit B alpha isoform
Exons: 14
Coding region: 253-1842 (529 amino acids)
Biological process (GO): peptidyl-serine dephosphorylation
Cellular component (GO): protein phosphatase type 2A complex; cytosol
Molecular function (GO): protein phosphatase regulator activity; protein binding
Source: RefSeq, a predicted model, not a curated record
CUCCACACACACACACACACAUCCCCUCUCCUCUCCUCUCCUCGGGCUCGAUCUCCCUCCCUCCGCCGCCGCCGCCGCCUCCUCUCCUCCCACCACCAACGCAUCGCCCCCGAGGCCACCCCUUCCUCCCCCUUGCCGGUGGGACCCUACGUCGCCUCGCUUCCCUCCCCGAUCCCCCCCUGCCCCCCUCCCCCGAUGCGAUGCCCCCGCGGCGCGAUCGCGUGACGCGCUGACGGCCGGCCGGCGGGUAGUAUGAAUCCCGACGAGGGCGACGACCGCCCCGAGGAGGCGGGGGCGGGCGAGGCGGCGGCCGGUUCGUCGUCGGCGCAGGCGCAGGGGCAGGGGCAACCUUUGGAGUGGCGGUUCGCGCAGGUCUUCGGCGAGCGCGCGGCCGGGGAGGACGUGCAGGAAGUUGACAUCAUCUCUGCAAUUGAGUUUGAUAAAUCCGGUGAUUAUCUUGCCACUGGAGAUAGAGGAGGCCGUGUUGUUUUAUUUGAAAGAACAGAUGCUCGGGAUCAGAAUGCCAGUCGGAGAGAACUGGAGAGACAAGAUGCUUCGAUUACUAGACAUCCAGAGUUCCGCUACAAAACUGAAUUUCAGAGUCAUGAACCCGAGUUUGACUAUCUCAAAAGUUUGGAAAUAGAGGAGAAGAUCAACAAGAUCAGGUGGUGCCAGACAGCCAAUAAUUCACUCUCCCUUCUGUCUACAAAUGAUAAAACAAUCAAAUACUGGAAGGUGCAAGAGAAGAAAGUAAAACAAGUUUCAGUUAUGAAUUUGAACAAUUCUCGGAGUGUAGGGACUGGUAGCACUUCUAGUUCAAGUACUAGUAGUUCUAGGGCUCUUCUUCCAAAUGGUGGAUGUUCAGACAAGUCCAGUUGCUUGAACAGUGAUAUUUUGUUUCCACCCGGAGGCUACCCUUCAUUACGUUUACCUGUGGUAGUUGCAAGUCAAGAUGUCAACCUUGUUGCUAGAUGUCGACGUGUAUACGCUCAUGCUCAUGAUUACCAUAUUAACUCUAUAUCAAACAAUAGUGAUGGCGAGACAUACCUAUCAGCAGAUGAUCUGCGUAUAAAUCUAUGGAAUUUGGAGGUAAAUAGCCAGAGCUUCAAUAUUGUUGAUGUGAAGCCUCCAAACAUGGAAGACCUAACGGAGGUCAUUACAUGUGCGGAGUUCCACCCAACUCAUUGUAAUAUACUGGCCUAUAGCAGUUCAAAGGGUUCUAUCCGACUCAUUGAUCUGCGACAAUCAGCUUUGUGUGACAACCAUUCCAAGAUAUUUGAGGAACAUGAAGCACCUGGAUCAAGAUCCUUCUUCACAGAGAUAAUCGCAUCAAUUUCAGAUAUAAAGUUUUCAAGGGAUGGAAGAUAUAUUCUUAGUCGUGAUUAUAUGACUCUCAAGCUAUGGGAUCUCAACAUGGAUUCAGGCCCUGUUUCAACCUUCCAGGUCCAUGAACAUUUAAGGCCCAGGCUAUGUGAUCUGUAUGAGAAUGACUCAAUAUUUGACAAAUUUGAGUGUUGUCUUAGCGGGGAUGGACUUCGUGUUGCAACUGGUUCCUAUGGUAAUUUGUUUCGGGUUUUUGGCUGUACUCCUGGAAGCACAGAAGCAACUACUUUGGAAGCAAGCAGAAACCCCAUGAGGCGGCAGAUUGUAAACCCAACAAGGCCCACACGCACACUAACCUCUCUGGCCCGUGGCGUGCGAAGAGGUGGGGAGAAUCAAGGCGUUGAUGCCAAUGGAAAUUCAUUUGACUUUUCAACCAAGUUGCUCCAUCUUGCAUGGCACCCAACCGAGAAUUCUAUUGCAUGUGCUGCUGCAAAUAGUUUGUAUAUGUAUUAUGCGUAGAAAGGUGCUAGAGGAAAUUUAUUGUUUUUGUGUUGCUCUUGGAGGCCGUGGGCCUUCACAUGCAGCCAGAGAGAUGGUGCAGGAUGUUGUCCUCAAUUCCUCCGUUGGGGCCAAAAGAGGCCGUUGAUCCCCAGAAGAUAGACUUGUGUUGCUGUGACUGCCCUUGUUGAUUCUUUAGUAAAUCUGUAAAUUAUGCCCUAAUGAUCAAAAGUUUUGGUCCCAAGUUGCGAUCAUAGUUGCCGUACAUUCCAAAGUCAGCAGUUGAAGGCACCGAAGAUAGGAAUGAUUGGUUAUGCUAAUAUCUGCAGUAAAGGACAUAAGCAAAUAUGCAUUGCAACGGGUGUAUGAUUAUCUUUUACAUGUAAUGCCAAUUAGACGAGGCUAAUCAGCUGUUUUAGAACUUAAAUCUCUGAACAAUAGAUAACUCAGUUAUUGUAGUUAUUCUUCAUCAUUUCUCUUCUAUUCAUUGGACCGUUGAAAUAAGUCAGCACUAGUGUAACUGCUGUUUGGGAUUCUUAACCAGGACUUCCAUUUUGUGUGUUUGGCCUGGACUUGUUUUGUGACACUAAAUGAGGUUAUAUUAUAGCUAUUUAGAAUUUGCAA